Molecule: messenger RNA, 5525 nt
Organism: Lolium rigidum
Lineage: Eukaryota; Viridiplantae; Streptophyta; Magnoliopsida; Poales; Poaceae
Product: DNA polymerase zeta catalytic subunit-like
Exons: 22
Coding region: 40-5394 (1784 amino acids)
Biological process (GO): error-prone translesion synthesis; double-strand break repair via homologous recombination
Cellular component (GO): zeta DNA polymerase complex; nucleus
Molecular function (GO): DNA binding; nucleotide binding; DNA-directed DNA polymerase activity
Source: RefSeq, a predicted model, not a curated record
CAGGUCCUCAGCGUCCGCAUCGUCUCGCUCGACUACUACAUGGCGCCGCCCAUCCCGGGCCUCGACUUCUCCUACAGCCCCUUCCACUGUACGCUCCCCUCCCCUUUCUCAACUUCUUCAGGCCCAACCGCUUCUCUCCGCACUGAAUUCCCUCUCUAUCUGGUGGCUGGCGCAGGCGAGGAGGUGGAGGAGGUGCCGGUGAUCAGGAUCUACGGCUCCACCCCCGCGGGGCAGAAGACUUGCCUCCACAUCCACCGGGCCAUGCCGUACUUGUAUGUACCUUGCCCAGAGGAGCUACUUCAUAACGUCAAAAGAGGGAAUUCAUGUAUGACCGGUCUAUUGAGUGACCUUGAGAAAGCUUUGCAGAAUCGUGGAUCAACAAAAAAGAAGCAUGUCCAUGGAUGUAGCCUUGUUCGAGCAAAGAAGUUGUAUGGCUAUCAUUCAUCCGAGGAGAUUUUUGUGAAGAUCUACCUAUAUUAUCCUCAUGAGGUUUCUCGGGCUGCAACCCAUCUAUUGGGUGGUGCUGUUCUUGAUAGAGUAUUCCAGCCUUAUGAAUCACACAUUCCAUAUCUUCUUCACUUUUUGGUCGACUAUAACUUGUAUGGAAUGGGCCAUGUACAUGUCACAGACUUUAAGUUCCGCCCUCCAUUGCCAGAUGAUUUUUAUCUUAAGAGUCUACAUAGGAAGGUGGCUUCGUCUGCUGAAUCAGAGCACAAGGCACAUUCAGAUAAUGUUGCAAUGAAGUAUCCAAUGAUCUGGAUAUCUUCAACAGUGCCACAUGCUUUAAUACUGGGCGAUUCUGCUACUUCACAUAGCAUGGGAGGAGCCAGUUUGAACUACACCAAACGACAUACUUCUUUGAUGCUUGAAGCUGACUCCAGAGUGGAAGGUAUCAUAAACGAGAAGCAUAAGAUCUACACUUCUCUUUCACAAACAACGACAGACACGAAAAUGGUUCAGUCACUUUUAGCAAUUUGGGAGGAACUCGAGCACUUACGAUUACUGGAGGAAAAAAGACCUGCUGAUAUUGGUAGACCACCGAGGAAUGUUGUUCUUAAAAGUUUUCUUCAUGGUAUUAAGUAUGAGAGUGCUCUAUCUAUGUUGGAUUCGAAAGAGGAAGGCCCCCAUAAAGUUUCUGCCACUGAAGACUCUGAAAAUCUAGAGAAGUGCUUUAAAUCAUUGACUGAUAUUAUUGGGACUAUCACAUUUUCACAAAAUGACAACUGCCAUAAUGUUGAUAGUGAUAAUCCCAUGGAUAAUCCUGCUCAAAGAACAUCUCAGUUACUCGAUGAACAUGAAAAGCAUGUUGAUGCUGAAGCACUUGGGCUUUUAAGCUGGAUGGCCUCCUCGCAGGCUGGAGAGGAACCGACAACUGAUGAUGAAUUGAUCAAUGAAGUCAUUCUGAGCCCUUUGUUUUCCAAGAGGUCUAUUGAAGUUGCUUUAGAGUCUGCUCACCUGAAUUUUGAUAGCGCUUCUCAGCAGGAGUGCCAGGAUAUUCUUGAUACACUUGAACCUGGGACUAGGGAAGAAGAGCUGAAUGCUUCUACGUCUCACCACAGUUCUGCAAUGCUUAAUGAUAGCACUUCAUUGAGCAAUACUAUUCCUCAGCUUGAUGGGUCUUCUGAUGAAAAUCAGAAAGUCCCCCAUGGGUAUGAUCAGGUUAAAAUUACUGGGAAAAAAAUAGGAACACCUAGUCACUCAUCUAGUAAAAACAAGUUGUCCAGCAAGCGUGGAGGUACUGAACUUCUCUGGGGUUCUUUGCCUCUUUCUACUAAAAAGCGGCCACAUGGAAAUGUUGAUAGUCCUAUUACCACUUCUUCAGGCAGCACAAUGCUAACUGAGAAGAAACCAAGUUCUUGCAAGAGUAAAACUGCGAAGAACUCCCAUGAUACUGCAGAAGACGCUGACAUGGAAUCUUCUAGUUCGAUAGGUGAACAUGGCUCAGCCUGUCAAUCUGUAAGGGAUUUAAUGAGAAGGAGGAGGAGGAGGGGAUCUUUCCAGCCUGAACAAUUGGACUUUGGUUCUUCUGGGGCUGCAGCAUGCACCAUGGGUAAAGAGAGUGAAAUCGUGAUUUCUGGAGGUUUAGAAUUGCAUGAUUUCACUAGCGAUCUUUCAAAUUCAGAAAAGCCUUAUUCUGGUGGUGAUUAUGUACAUAUGACAUUUGCACGGAAGCCUCCUCUGAAGAACGAAGUAUGCUCUGGUUUGGAGGGUUCUUCAACGAGCAUUGAGCAGCCUGAAUCUGUUAAACUGGGAUCUGUUGACCCCCUUCCGUUUUUCGAUCAGACUGCUGAAGAGAAUAAGGAGAAUGGAUCAUUUCAGUACAUGGGAAGUAAUGAAUUCCCACAUGAUACGUUGGGUGUUCCAACUCAUUUCCAGAAUGAUGGAUCAGUACUAUAUUUGCUGACACAUGCAUUUUCACCACCAUCUGCAGUGUCUGUCAGACAGUGGCUACCCCAACAAGCUUGUUCUAGUAAUGUCCCUGGUGAUCAGGAAAUAGAACACCAUCCUACCUUUUCACCACGUGCGGAAGCUCUUGCUUUGAUGGACGAUUCUCCUGUACCCAGAUCUGCUCCAGAGAAUACCACAACAACGUUCACAGAUACAGUUAUGACGAAACCUGACCUAUCGAACAAAGAAAAUAAACAGUCGGAUGAUUGGCAUGAUUUUUCCCAGAUCUCAGUUGAAGAAGAAAAACAUAAGCUCACACCGCUCAGUCAAAGUGGGUUUCGUGACCCUGCUAGCACUGGUGGUGGACAACAAUUGACUUUACUUAGCAUAGAGGUAUUUGCAGAAAGCAGAGGGGAGCUGCGUCCUGAUCCACGGUUUGAUGCCAUCAAUGUUGUAUCACUGGCUGUUGAGGAUGACAUGGACUGUAGUGUUGAAGUUCGUGUAUUUAUACGUGGAAACAACGGCAGAUCGCAUGGGAAAAGGAACCUUGACGGAAUUGUUGGUUGUGGUGUUGAUGUCUUCCCUGAAGAGAGAGACCUUCUGAACCAUCUUAUUAGUGCAAUAUGUUCAAUUGAUCCAGAUAUCCUAGUUGGGUGGGAGAUUCAGUUAGGAUCUUUAGGAUUUCUUGCAGAAAGAGCUGCUCAUCUGGGUGUAGGCUUACUGAAAAGAAUCUCAAGGACACUACCACAUCAGUCAAAACAUCCACCUAACAAUCUAGACCAUGAGUCUAGUCAGGUGCUUCCUGAAGCAUCUUCUGCUGGUGAUGUUAUUGCGGAUGUCAGUGAGAAUGAUUGGAGUCAUACCCAUGCUAGCGGUGUACAUGUUGGUGGGAGGAUCGUACUAAACUUAUGGCGUCUUAUGCGUGGGGAAGUUAAGCUUAAUAAUUACUCUCUUGAAGCUGUGGCUGAUGAAGUCCUGAGGCGAAAGGUACCAUUAGUACCGACCAAGACAUUGAAUCGAUGGUUUGCAACAGGUCCUGGACGAGGAAGACACCGAUGCAUAGAAUAUGUUAACAGCAGAGCUAUGCUCAACCUUGAAAUAAUAAAUCAACUUGACCUGGUCAAUCGGACAUCUGAACUUGCUCGUGUGUUUGGUAUUGACUUCUUCUCCGUUCUUUCACGAGGGUCUCAGUUCCGUGUCGAAUCUAUGCUAUUAAGGUUGGCUCAUACACAGAACUACCUUGCAAUUUCCCCAGGAAACCAACAGGUUGCUACUCAGCCAGCGAUGGAAUGCUUGCCACUUGUAAUGGAGCCAGAAUCAGCUUUCUACUCUGACCCAGUUCUUGUAUUGGAUUUUCAAUCCCUUUAUCCUUCUAUGAUAAUAGCAUAUAAUCUAUGUUAUUCUACAUGCUUGGGUAAAGUUUUCCCAUCAAAGUCCAGUGUACUUGGCGUCAGCUCGUAUUCAGCAGAUGCACAAACAAUUGCUGAUCUGAAAAAUCAGCUGCUCCUUACUCCAAACGGGGUCUUGUUUGUGCAACCUGAGGUCAGGAAAGGUGUAGUACCUCGUCUUCUGGAGGAAAUACUGUCAACCAGAAUUAUGGUGAAACAUGCAAUGAAAAAGCUAGCUCCAUCUCAGAAAGUUCUGCAGAAGAUACUCAAUGCUCGGCAACUUGCUCUGAAGCUGAUAGCUAAUGUAACAUACGGUUACACAGCUGCUGGAUUCAGUGGUCGUAUGCCCUGUGCAGAACUUGCUGACAGCAUUGUUCAAUGUGGGCGUAGAACGCUUGAAACAGCAAUAUCAUUUGUUAAUCAGCAUCCUUUGUGGAAUGCUAGGGUUGUAUAUGGUGACACUGACAGUCUUUUUGUUCUUCUAAAAGGGCGAUCUAGGGAAGAAGCAUUCAGAAUAGGGAAGGAGAUUGCCUCUUUAGUAACUGCAAUUAAUCCAGAUCCAGUCACAUUGAAGUUUGAAAAAGUUUAUCAUCCCUGUUUUCUUCUUACAAAGAAGAGAUAUGUUGGCUAUAGCUAUGAAAGUCCUGAACAGAAUGAGCCAAUCUUUGAUGCGAAGGGGAUUGAGACAGUGCGGAGAGAUACAUGCCCAGCUGUUGCGAAGAUGUUAGAACGAUCCCUUAGAAUAAUGUUUGAAGAACAGGACUUGGUCAAAGUUAAAACGUAUUUGGAGCGUCAAUGGACACGGAUAUUAUCAGGAAAAGUUUCUAUUCAGGACUUUGUUUUUGCAAAGGAGGUUCGUCUAGGUACUUACAGUGCAAGGGCUUCCUCACUGCCACCCGCAGCAAUUGUUGCAACAAAAGCGAUGCUGUCUGAUCCUAGGGCAGAACCACGUUAUGCAGAGAGAGUGCCCUAUGUUGUUAUCCAUGGGGAACCAGGGGCUCGUCUUGUUGAUAUGGUCAUUGAUCCUUAUGGCCUGCUAGAAGUUGGAUCUCCUUACAGAUUAAAUGAAUUAUAUUACAUAACCAAACAGAUUAUCCCUGCACUACAACGUGUCUUUGGACUCCUAGGUGCUGACCUGAAUAAGUGGUUUAAUGAGAUGCCUCGCCCCAUACGACCAACACUUGCUAAACGCCAGUCCACUUCUGGUCACGGUGCAUAUUCCAGUGGUGGCAGUUUCAUCCGAUUAGGGCUGAAUAAGAAAGCGUCCACCAAAGGAAGCAGGAUAGAUACCUACUACAUGUCGAGCCAUUGUGCUAUUUGUGGUGAUAUAAUUCAAGGAUCAGACACUUUUUGCAACAACUGUUUGAAAAGUGAAGCUGUUGUUGCCACUGUAGUAGCUGGCAGGACUUCAAAAUUGGAGCGAGAAAUCCAACAUCUUGCUGCUAUAUGUGGUCACUGCGGAGGAGCGGACUGGAUUGUUGAAAGUGGGGUCAAAUGCAUUUCGCUUGCAUGCCCCGUGUUCUAUGAGCGCCGGAAGAUUCAGAGGGAGUUAAGAGUUGUCUCGGAAUCUGCUGGAGAAGCUGGAUACUAUCCAUUCUGUUGUGCCGAGCUAUUCUGAAUUUGCAUUUUCGUUGUUCAUAUCAUGUAUAUUGUACAUCUGUAAAAUGUACAAUCAGACUGUAAUUAUUCUGUUGUACCUUGUAACAUUGUAUUUGUACCAGUGUGCAAAGCAUAGGAGAAUAAUGUGUA